Messenger RNA from Theobroma umbraticum, 1408 nucleotides. Its product is annotated as 17.3 kDa class I heat shock protein-like. NCBI's taxonomy places the organism in Eukaryota, Viridiplantae, Streptophyta, Magnoliopsida, Malvales, Malvaceae. The record is from RefSeq and is a predicted model, not a curated record.
GUUCCAUCUAUCAGCAAGACUUCCCAUUACAUUCAGUACAUCAUCAAUCCUUACUCUUACAAAUAAAAAAAGAAUGGCGAUGAUUCCAAGUUUCUUUGGCAAUCGAAGGAGUAGCAUAUUCGAUCCUUGCUCUGUUGACCUUCGGGAUCCUUGCAAGGACUUCCCUUUCUCUUCUUUUUCUUCACUCGCCGCCAUACACAACCCAGAAACCUCUGCAUUUGUCAACACCCACAUCGACUGGAAGGAAACCUCGGAGGCCCAUGUCUUCAAGGCUGACCUUCCAGGGCUCAAGAAAGAGGAAGUGAAAGUCGAGAUUGAAGAUGACAGGGUGCUUCAAAUCAGCGGAGAGAGGAAAGUUGAGAAGGAAGAGAAGAAUGACAUGUGGCACCGAGUUGAACGUAGCGGUGGCAAGUUCAUGAGGAGAUUCAGGCUGCCGGAGAAUGUGAAGAUGGAUCAGGUUAAGGCUUCCAUGGAAAAUGGGGUUCUUACUAUUACUGUUCCUAAAGAGCAAGUGAAGAAACCUGACGUCAAAGCCAUUGAGAUUUCUGGUUAAAAUCUUUGAUGUGCUUUUUCUUUGGGUGCAAUUAUGUAUUAUUGUAUACACCUAUUAAUACUGUAACCUAAUGUUCUUUAUUUAAAUGUAACUGUGCCUUCGUUUUCUCAUCUUCAAGACUCUUUUCAGUUCUGUUUCAUCCCCCAACUUUUUAAUAGAUAAGAAUUGUUAGAUUUCAUGUUUUAAACUUCCUCCAGUUCCAGUUGGCUGUGGUGUAAAGGUUCUUGAUGCAUUUAAUCAUAAGAAAGAGAUUUCAAUUUCUCAUUCAAGUUGAAAAAUAUUGUACAUAUGAAUACCCCAUUGAAGGGAACAUAUCGUUGGACAGAGGGGAUGAUGUUAUUGAAGUCACUACAUAUAUGCAGAAGUCAGACACAGACGCAGUAUCAGGAUCAAGACCUGCAGAACAGAAGGCAGUUGACAAUAAACCUGGUAUUACACAAUAUGCCGUGGACAAGGCACAGAAUGCAGUUGACAGUAGGCAAGGAACUGAACAAAAUGUAGUUGAUAUUGCAAUAGUAGUAUUACACCAUAAAUUGUAAUAGGAAUCAUGCUGAAAACAAGAGUGACAGAAGUCUGGAAACGGCAGAACUAGAAGGAGAAAUAUCAUAUACAGCGCUCUAAGAAGAAAACAAUUACGCAAUCAUCACAUGUCCAAUAAUCCAGGAGCAAAUUAAGCGUAGUACCAUUGGAAGCUUUGGUCGAAGGAUCAUAUUGUAUUUAGAUUUUGUCUUUCAUUGUAUACAAUACCGUCAGAAGAAUUUCCCUAAUACAGAGCUUCUUCAUCAAAUGUACAGGCCAUAUAAAUCUUUAUUUGACAAGUUUUAACAAGUGAAAUUUCUGAUUUUGGCUUGAUUU